Geodia barretti is the source of this 459-nucleotide messenger RNA. Lineage: Eukaryota; Metazoa; Porifera; Demospongiae; Tetractinellida; Geodiidae. The record is from the annotation of a GenBank genome assembly.
UUCACCGGCACGACCCGUGCCCACCCCGGCCUCGACCAGGCCCUCACCGCCGUGCGCGAAGGAGACACGCUGGUCGUGCCGAAACUCGACCGGCUGGCAAGGUCCGUCCCAGAUGCGCGCGCCAUCGCCGAUCAGCUUCGGGAACGAGACGUCAAACUGGCCCUCGGACGGGCGCUCUACGACCCGGGCGACCGCUGGGAAGGAUGUUUCUUCAAUAUCCUCCCCACCUUCUCCGAGUUCGAAGCCGAUCUCAUCCGCAUGCGCACCCGCGAGGGCAUGGCCAUCGCCCGCGCCAAGGGGAAAUUGCGCGGCAAGCAGCCCAAACUGUCCGACAGACAGCAGCGGGAACUCUGCCGCAUGCAUGCCACGGGCGAGUAUUCCAUCAGCGAUCUCGCCGAGCUCUUCUCCGUCUCAAGACCAACCGUCUAUCGUACACUCAACCGGCGCCUUUCCUCUUAG